Molecule: messenger RNA, 1281 nt
Organism: Staurois parvus
Lineage: Eukaryota; Metazoa; Chordata; Amphibia; Anura; Ranidae
Source: the annotation of a GenBank genome assembly
AUGGGUUAUGUGACUUUCUGUGAUCUCAAAUGUCUGUCUUCUGUUUUACAGAUUUCCUCAGAGCCCCCAACUAAAAAGUCAAAAUUAGACGAUGCCAUCAUCCACUCCCCAAGCUCCACUGAGAAGGACAAGUCCUCCAGCUGGUUACGGAAUUUAUCAAACUCUAGCAAACAGAACACGGGAUACGUCCACCCUCGCCAGCGCCUAUCUGCUUUCCGGCCCUGGUCCCCCGCCAUUGCAGCAAAUGAAAAGGAGAUUCCAACCCAUCUACCCACCCUGAUCCGAGAUAGUAGUUUUUAUAAUUACAAAAGCUUUGAGAACCUUGUUGCCCCCAAUGUUGCCCUGGCACCCCCAACCCAACAGAAAGUCAUCACAAGCCCUCUUUGUGCACCUGCUGUACCAAGAAGUACUCAAGCAUCAGGUAGCCCUGCUCAGUCUCGAAAACGAAGGCCCACAGCAGAACUGCCCCCAGCACCUGAAGCCCCCACUCCUUCUGUCACAACUCGGGAAGAGGAGAAGGAGUCUGAAACUGAGAUAGAAGUGGAAAGUAGAGAAGAAUUCACUUCCUCACUGUCUUCGCUCUCAUCUCCUUCCUUCACAUCCUCCAGCUCCGCCAAGGAGUUGAGUUCCCCAGGCAUGCUAGCCCCAGUUGCAGUUAACCAUUCCUUUGAAGUGGCGCCUCAUGGAGAUUCCCUUAGCAGUGGGCUAGAGGCAGAGCUGGAGCACCUUCGGCAAGCCCUGGACAGUGGUCUGGACUCCAAGGAAGCCAAAGAGAAGUUCCUUCAUGAAGUAGUUAAGAUGAGAGUAAAACAAGAAGAGAAAUUGAAUGCUGCAUUGCAGGCCAAACGGAGCCUUCAGCAGGAGCUGGAGUUUCUCCGUGUUGCCAAGAAAGAAAAGUUGAGAGAAGCAACAGAGGCAAAACGCAACCUAAGGAAAGAAAUUGAACGGCUCAGAGCGGAAAACGAAAAGAAGAUGAAAGAGGCAAACGAGUCACGGUUACGUCUGAAAAGAGAGCUGGAGCAAGCCAGACAGAUUAGAGUGUGUGACAAGGGCUGUGAGGCUGGCCGAAUACGUGUGAAAUAUUCUGCCCAGAUCGAAGAAUUGCAAGCAAAACUCCAGCAAGCAGACAAUGACCGAGAAAAGCUGCGGACAGAUCUUGUACAUGAGAGAGAAGCCAGAGAACACUUGGAAAAAGUUGUUAAAGAUCUACAAGAACAACGCUGGGCAAAGCCCGGUUGCCUUUCCAGCAGCGAACAUACACGAAAAGACAUUGAAAACUAA